GACUUUUUUGCCGCAAUGUGCGCUUUUUUUUGUUUAUUUUUGUGAAGAUUAAUAAACUUGUAAUAUACUCAUAUGAGAUUAACUAAUAUUUAGUAUUUUUUUUAAUAAAGUUAUCAAAUUAGAACUGAAGUUCGACCAAUUUUAAUAUUGUGUCCAUGAUACAGACUCCAUGUGGCCCUCAAAGAUGAAAGUGAAUAAAAAACUGCUACCAAUUAAGGGGCAUUUCUUUUUAUUCAACGCAGGUACUGCGCCACUUGUGUCCUAUCUAUCUACCUAUGCGAGACAAUUAGGAUUUACCUCGACCACAGUCGGUCUCAUAUACACAGUGCUGCCAGUCUUCGGACUCAUAGCAAAACCACUGUUUGGUGUCAUUGCUGAUAGGCUCAAAAUCCAAAAGUCACUGUUCAUUUUGUUCCAAGUAGUGACAAUGGUAAGUUUCCUGGCGAUAUACUUCAUACCGGAGAGCGGGGCGAAGGUGUCCGUGGAGUUAGACUGCGGGGACUCUGCCACCACGCUCCGAAGCUGCUACGACUCCGCGGACCAAAUUGACAAGUGCAAAGUGAGCUCCUUGUCAGACUCCAGCGGCAACUCUACCGCCACCUGUGAAAUGAGCUGCGGCAUGACGUCGCCAAAGAUGUGGCAAACAGUUUGCGAGCACUGGCACAUACCGAAGUACUGUUACAGCGACGCUAGACACAUAGAUUACACUGCAUUCAUAAACAAUGUGCAUGCAAAUGACUCCUGCGUGUACAUGGCGUCCAAUAAAGUCAUACUCGACGGUUUCUCCUACGUACCUAGUUGUCGCGUCGGCUCCGGCUAUGUGGACAUAAACGAGCCAUGCUCCCUCGAUUGUGACAAUCAAAAUUUGGCAAACUUAAUCGGUUCUAAUGAGGCCAAUAUGACAUGCUUGGACAAAAUGCUCAAUUUUAGGGUGUGCAAUAAUAAUACUCAGGAUUUGGCCAACAUUACCGGGGAUUCUUAUAGCAAAUGUCAGGCGUCGUGCGAGCUGGCCCCGCACGCGCCGUGGCGUCUGAUGGAGAUCUGCGAAGGCUGGGGCGCCGACGCAGCGCAGACGUGUCGCCCGGGUACUCCAGAGCCGUUGCCCGCCAGCCUCGCCUUCACCGGUACGGUGACGCUGAACACGUUCAUGGCGGAGCACAAGUGUGUGUACGUGCACCUCAAACAAAUACAGCUGGAGGACGGUUCCAUACACUACCCGUACUGUGGCUCAAAAGCAGCGUAUCAAAUAGGCGAUGAAUUGUUUCACUCCACUUGCGACAUCACAUGUAAUAACGAAAUGGUGAACGAAUUGUUUAAAUCAGCGUCUGAGAGCCACGCCGACGACAGCACUCAGUACUCGAUGCAGUUCUGGCUGUUCUUCCUGCUCAUGAUCAUCAGCUGGGUGGGGCAGGCGGUGGUCGUCACCUUCGCCGACGCUAUAUGCUUCAAUCUGUUGGGCACAAAGAUCUCCCUGUAUGGCAAGCAGAGGUUGUGGGGCUCCGUGGGCUUCGGAUUGUUCUCGCUGCUCACCGGCGUGCUCAUCGACGCUUUCAGCUCGGGCGCGGUCAAGAACUACACUGUGGCCUUCGUGCUCAUGUUCGUGUUCCUGUGUGGAGACGUGCUCGUCUCCUGUUAUAUAAAGGUCGAGUCAACGAGAAUGUCCGUCAACAUGAUGGCAGACAUCGGCAGUCUCCUGACGUCGUUGCCCACAGUGGUGUUCCUGCUGUGGACGGUGGCGGUGGGGCUCUGCACGGGACUGAUCUGGCAGUUCUUGUUCUGGCACAUCGAGGACAUAGCCGGCCUGUCGUGCGACGGAGCGGCGUACGUGAAGACACUGCAAGGAUUGGCCAGCGCCAUACAGACGUUCGGCGGAGAGAUACCCUUCAUGUUCGUCUCUGGUCACGUCAUCCAGAAGUUCGGUCAUACGAACACGAUGUCCCUGGUGCUGUUCGGUUUCGGCGUCCGCUUCCUGCUGUACUCCGUGGUGACCGACCCGUGGUGGAUCCUGCCCAUCGAGAUGUUCCAGGGGAUCACGUUCGGGAUGUUCUACCCCACUAUGACGUCGUACGCCACUGUCGUAUCCCCGCCGGGAUCCGAGACCACUGUGCAGGGUCUAGUGGGCGCAGUUUUCGAGGGUGUAGGCUCAUCGUUGGGCAGUUUUAUCGGCGGCCGACUGUACGCCGCGUACGGCGGCUGGAACACGUUCCUGUACUUCGGUAUUGGCGCGCUCGUGGCGUGCGCCGUGCACGCGCUGGCGCAGCUGGCGCUCGGGAGACGCGCGCACCUCGACGCGGACCGAGGUUAUACAUCAGUCAUCAAAUACGGCCAAGAGAACGAUACUGUUCACAUAUUAGAAGAAAUAAACGAUGCCAGCUAACAUUGUCUACAUUACGGUUUCUUAUGAAUAGGAAAUAUUGGUUGUGCAAUAUAUUUAUAUCAAAAGUUCCUAUGAAAUUAGAUUUAGUGAUUUAUAUGUAUAAGUUCGGGUACUUUAAUGAGAUUAUAAUGGUCAGUGAUAUGUACACCUGGCUGCACUGAUGUCUCGCUCAAUUAAUUUUUAAGAAGUUUUAUAUACGAUUGGUAUUAACAUAGUGUGUGAUAAAAUAAGUGAAAUAAAUACUUUAUUUAUAAAAAAGUAUACACGGAUGCGUAUAACACGUCAUGUUGUCUUAAAUGUGUUUUCUUGGUGUAUUAUUAUGAAUUAGGUCAAGUAUACAAGAUCCGAGGAUAAUAGUUCAAUCAAAAUAGAAGCAAAAUGUAAUAAAUAAACGUUUGUCAUUUACUCGUAUUUAAAAAAAACAUUCAAUACCAACUAACAGUAUUUAAAUUAUGUAAUGAAUAUUAACCCGGCAUGAAUGAAGUGACAAAUAGUUACACACUGUGACAAACUAUAAGUCACAACUGCGAGGUGGGUUUCAUCAUCAUCAUCAUUGAGCAUCAUCAUCAUCACAGCCAAUGAACGACCACUGCUGGAGGGGAUAAGCCACCACGCUAGCCCAAUGCGGAUUGGCAGACUUCACAAACGCAGAGAAUUGAAAAAAAAUCUCUGGUAUGCAGGUUUCCUCAUGAUGUUUUCCUUCACCGUUUGAGACGUGAUAAUUAAUUUCCUAAAAUGCACACAACUGAAAAGUUGGAAGUAUAUGGAACGGACCGGGUUCGAACCUAGUCAUAUCCUCUGGGCUAUCACGGAUAAAAUCCAUUACUUAGCUUAAAAUCUUCUCAGCGUACAAACUCGGGAAGCGUCUUUGUAUUUAUAUGGGUUGAUAACGACGAACGAUACACAUAAUAAUGAUACAUAUUUUAAUAAAUACUUCUAACAUGUAACCAACUAAAAUACUGAUAUAAUAGAUAUGUUAAUAGAUGACCAUUUUAGAGUUAUGCGAAUUGUAAAAAGUGUCGGAAAAAGUUAAGACCCCGGGAGCUUCUAUCGCACCGCUGCCGAAUUCAUUCAAUAUAAAAAACUAUGCAUGGUCCACCAAAGCAUGCAUUCUAAUGCAUGCUUUGUUUUGUAUAUCAUGCUUUAAUCAAUUUACACAAAAACUUUACAAAUUUUAAACCGAAACCUUCCUCAUAAAUCUAUACUAAUAUUAUAAAGAGGUAAAGUUUGUAAUUUUCUAACAUUCUUUGAAAGGGGUAAUCUUCGGAACUACUGGUCCGAUUUUAAAAAUUCUUUCACCAGUAGAAUGGCACGUUAUCGAGGAGUGCUAUAGGCUAUUUUAUAUUGGUAUCAUAUAUAUUAGCAGAGUUAUCACAGUUUUUGUCAUACAGGUCGGACCGACACUCCUCAUAAACAAACUUAUUUUCAUGCGCUGCCUUAAUCAUUGUGUAAAAUGGAAAUCAAUGUAUGGGGGCUUUAUGCACCUUUAUAAGUACUACAAAAAAUUCCGCGACGCCAUAUAUCUAUCUUCUAUAUAUUAGCAGAUAUAGUACCUUUUGUGUUUGAAUAUUAUUAAUUUUAUAUAGGUACGUAGGUUUACGUCAUUAUUUAUACAACUAAACUUAAAUCCUUAUCAAAAUAAAUUAUUUAAUCAUCACAAGUAUAUUAUAAAAAUAACAUUUUCCCUUUACAGUAUAUUAAUUAGUUACAUAGUUUUGGAGAUAACACAAAAUUUCUAAAAGACGCGAGAAUGCCGCUAUAUGACGCCCAGAGGUUUCAGUUAAGUAGUUCCCGUUCCCGUGUGAAUAUGGGGAUCGAAUUACACGAUAUCGAUUAGCCUAUGACACUCGCAAAUAACGUAGCUUUCUAUUGGUAAAAGAAUUUUAAGAAUCGGAUCAGUAGAUCCAGAGAUUACCCCCUACAACCACACACUUUGCCUCUUUAUAAUACUAGCAUAGAAGCCCCAUUUCCUUUGGUCAUCGCACCCCGCUCAAAGGGCUGGACCAAUUUUGCUAAGGGUAGGGGUAGGGUAGGGAUAGAAUAGGAGUAAGGUACGGAAGGUGUAGGGUAGGGUACGGGUAGGUUAGUAUAGGGGUAGGGUACAGGUAAAGUAGGGGUAGGGUAGGAUUAGGGGCAGGGUAGAGUAGGAUAGGAUUGGGUAGGUUUAGAUUGGUAGUAAGGUAAGUUAGGGGUUAUGGAAGAAGUGCACAUAAGUGAAAGCGAACCUUGGCCGGGUCCGCUGUUGAAUAUAAUAUUUUGAAAUAGGGGUUGAAAGUUGACAUCGAUUUUUACGAGGACGAAGUCGCGGGCGUCCGCUGGUCUAUCAUAAAAACAUAAAUUCCACCCCUUAGUAUUUCACAAGAUCCCAACAUAACGCCUGAAACCUACCAAAGUCUAUUCAGAAUAUACAAAAAAAAAACAACUUUCAACAAAGUUUCAACACAAUAGCAAAAGGUCAAGAGGAAGCCAAAAAUAUUAUGUUUUUUAAAAAACGUGGAAAAACUCUGCGAUAAUUGCCAUCCUUUGUGAAUUGUAAAAAGUGUCGAAAAGAUAUUUUCUUUCAAACUUUGCGUAAGAUUGAAAGAAAAUAUUCUCAAGUAGGUAACUCAUGAAACUGAAAUGAAAAUAAAAUAAUAUUAACUAUACAAACACAAUAAAAAUGAAGAAACAAUAAUAAACAGAGAGUAAAGUUUGUGCUGUUGUAGGAGGUAAUCUCUAGAUCAACUGAACCAAUUUUGAAAAUUCUUUUAGUUGUAACGCAAUAACCAGCGUGGUGGACUAAGGCUUAACCCUUCUCAUUCUGAGAGGAGACUCUUGCUCAACAGUGAGCCGAAUAUGGGUUGUUAAUGAUGAUGAUGACCUAGGCUCCUUAAUUGGGUGAUAAUAUUUACUCUUAUGACUUACACUACCAGAUAUUAUUUAUAAUGACCAGGACCGACGACAUCUCGUGCUUUCCUUACAUAAAGCUUAUCACUACUGACUUUAUUUUGGGUAAGUACUGAAAUAAAAUGAUAUUCUUAAACUCGCAUAACGUUUAAAUUUGUUCGCCAUGGUUGGGGUGCGUGGCGGCUCUCACAAAAUAAGUUUUCGACAGCUGUUUUAUAUAUUGGGCUAUUGUGGGGAGAUCUAGGUCUCUAUGUAAUUCGUUAUUGCGUAUAAACCACGGAGCGUGAUUUAUACGCAAUGACGCAUGUAUCGCUUCUGAAGGACCUGAAGGGGUUUUAGAGUCGCCUUUGGAUGGCCAUCCAUCCAAACUGCUCUCACUUCCGAGCUGAGAAUUUUGACUAAUUUCAGAAAGUUCAGUCAACACAGGAUUCGAAACGACUCGAACCUAGUCUUGAAUUAUUGUAUUGUAAAUGUAGUGCUGUCCUGUGUGCAAUGUGAUUCAGUACAUUUGUUAAUAUUAGGUAGUUUAAUAUAUUCUCACAAUAAAACAAGAAAUCUGUUUGUAUUUGUAUAUAAAAAUAUAUUAAGAUAGUAUCGAUGAGUAUAUAGCCCGGGAUCUGUGGAACAUUUUUACAAUUGAUUACUCAUCAUCAUCAUCAUCAUAUCAGCCGAUGGACGUCCACUGCAGGACAUAGGCCUUUUGUAAGGACUUCCAAACAUCACGAUAUUGAGCCACCUCAAUGGUGGCUCAAUUGAUUACUGUCAAAUUAAUUUUCCGUGAGUAGCUUCAUCUUGAUGAGACGCUCAACUGUUUUAUUUACGGAAAUUCUUGAUUCUGGUAGUCACGCUGAUUAAAAGUGGAAGUGGGAAAAAUAGGUAUUAUUGUGCAAUAUGUACUUUUUUAUUUUUAGUCUAAUAAACGUUUGUUUUCUUUA
Messenger RNA from Bicyclus anynana (squinting bush brown), 6198 nucleotides. It is a transcript of the gene Sugb, whose product is annotated as major facilitator superfamily domain-containing protein 6-A. The transcript has 14 exons. The record is from RefSeq and is a predicted model, not a curated record. Lineage: Eukaryota; Metazoa; Arthropoda; Insecta; Lepidoptera; Nymphalidae. Gene Ontology annotation, cellular component: membrane. Gene Ontology annotation, molecular function: transmembrane transporter activity. Bases 170 to 2377 code for a protein of 735 amino acids.